Messenger RNA from Saccostrea echinata, 783 nucleotides. RefSeq lists its product as uncharacterized. Bases 1 to 720 code for a protein of 239 amino acids. NCBI's taxonomy places the organism in Eukaryota, Metazoa, Mollusca, Bivalvia, Ostreida, Ostreidae. Gene Ontology annotation, molecular function: protein binding; metalloendopeptidase inhibitor activity. The transcript has 4 exons. The record is from RefSeq and is a predicted model, not a curated record.
AUGUUGAAAUGUUUAAAUUACGAUAGGAGGUUUAAAAGUACAUUCUUUUGUCAGAGGAAGAUUGAUUCAGCUAUCAUUGGAAGAUUAGUUGGUCGUUUUGGGACGCCAGGAGUAGACAAAAACAUUUUUGUCAUCCAAGUGAAAUUUCAUAUCAAGGGAUCUGGUCCUAAAUAUAUUGAACUUGAGAGUCCAACGAGUUCAACAAAGUGUGGUAUUUUAUUGAAUGUCGGAAAGGAUUAUAUUCUUGCAGGUCAAAUCAUUGAAGGGAUAAGAGGAAAAAUUGAUUCUUGUUGUUGGAUGGAACUAUGGGAUGACAUCCCACUCCAUAUAAAAUGGCGUUUGUUCCACAAGCGAAUGUCCUGCAACACACAGAAGUAUAGCGCGCCAAAAAUGCAGAAACAACAAAUCAGCAGCUAUAAAAAAUCCAAUACAAUAUAUCCAAAUAAUCAACAGAUGCCACAAACUUCUACAAGAUACAAUUUGAACCAAGUGUAUCAUAUAUCACCCCCGAAAAACGCGUUAAAUCAAAUGUUCCACAUCUCACCUCAGCUGGCAGGAGGAGGUGAUAUGGAUCAUAGGAAUAGAAUAGGGAAUCAAAUGAACGUGGCGGAGCCGCCAGAAGGCACGGACUAUGUAGGAGGGAGUGUCGGCAUGAUGUUUGGUGGUUACAUGAAUAGAAACCGUGAUAUGUACAAUCGUUACAGAGAACUAAUGGAUUAGUAUUGGUACCUGUGGUAUUUAGAUACAACAUUUUAAUUCAUUGAAUGUAAUCAUUUUCUUUUA